AUGGGUUCGAUUUCACACCACGAUUUUCAAGGAGGGUGCACUAAACCCGAGGAAGAGGAGGGACAGAGCAUUGGGGAAGACACGCAGUCGUUCCACGGUGUCGGUGUGUGCAAAUGGUUCAAUGUGCGCAUGGGUUUCGGCUUCUUGUCCAUGAACAGUAGAGAGGGAGUGCCGCUUGAAGCUCCAGUCGACGUGUUUGUCCACCAGAGUAAGCUACAUAUGGAGGGGUUUAGGAGUCUGAAGGAAGGUGAGGAAGUUGAGUUUACCUUUAAGAAGUCUUCCAAGGGCCUGGAGUCUGUGCGGGUGACAGGGCCUGGAGGAGCACACUGUAUAGGUAGUGAAAAGAGACCCAAAGGCAAGAGUGCUCAGAAACGCCGCUCCAAAGGAGACAGGUGUUACAACUGUGGAGGUUUAGACCACCAUGCGAAAGAGUGCAAGCUGCCUCCUCAGCCAAAAAAGUGUCAUUUCUGCCAGAGUGUUUCGCACAUGGUUGCCAACUGCCCCAUCAAAGCCCAGCAGUCCUCACUGAGCUCUCAGGAAACACCUUUCUCUUUGAAGGGAGAGGAAGAAAUGGAUAAUUAUUCCCCUCCACCCCCAGAGAUCAUCAAUUGA
Hemibagrus wyckioides is the source of this 612-nucleotide messenger RNA. RefSeq names its product lin-28 homolog Aa (gene lin28aa). The transcript is spliced from 4 exons. Gene Ontology annotation, molecular function: nucleic acid binding; zinc ion binding. The coding region runs from base 1 to 612 and encodes 203 amino acids. The record is from RefSeq and is a predicted model, not a curated record. Lineage: Eukaryota; Metazoa; Chordata; Actinopteri; Siluriformes; Bagridae.